Messenger RNA from Labrus bergylta (ballan wrasse), 5063 nucleotides. It is a transcript of the gene mafk, whose product is annotated as v-maf avian musculoaponeurotic fibrosarcoma oncogene homolog K. Gene Ontology annotation, biological process: regulation of transcription by RNA polymerase II. The record is from RefSeq and is a predicted model, not a curated record. Lineage: Eukaryota; Metazoa; Chordata; Actinopteri; Labriformes; Labridae. Gene Ontology annotation, molecular function: RNA polymerase II cis-regulatory region sequence-specific DNA binding; DNA-binding transcription factor activity, RNA polymerase II-specific. Gene Ontology annotation, cellular component: nucleus.
GUGACGUGAGUGCUUGCGGAAGCAGAGCGUGGAAUGUUGGUACAUUGUUGUUGUUUUGUAGUUAAUUUCGUACGAGGAUACACCGCUGCCCCUCUGCUGGACGCCUUAUACCAAACUGUGUCAAGGUUCUUCGUCGCCUGUAUCGGAAAUCUACUCCGCCACUUUUGACAUAUUCAAGCCUCAGAUAUCCGCGUUCACAGAGUGUGUCUUCUGUGAGAUUCUGGCCAGUUGUCUGCAUGCAGGGAAUGACGACUCAUUUCAAGACGAGCAAAGCUUUCAGGGUCAAGAGGGAGUCGGGCGAGAAUGCCCCGGCGCUUAGCGAUGAUGAGCUGGUGGCCAUGUCCGUACGGGAGCUCAACCAGCACCUGCGAGGGCUGACCAAGGACGACGUCGUGCGGCUGAAGCAGCGGCGUCGGACCCUGAAGAACAGGGGCUACGCCGCCAGCUGCCGCAUAAAGCGCGUCACCCAGAAAGAGGAGCUGGAGAAACAAAAAAUAGAGCUGCAGCACGAGGUGGACAAGCUGGCCCGGGAGAACGCCAGCAUGAGGUUGGAGCUGGAUUCCCUGCGAGCCAAGUACGAGGCCCUGCAGUGCUUUGCCCGGACUGUGACCCGCGGGCCCCUCUCGCCAGGCAAGGUGGCCACCACCAGCGUCAUCACCAUUGUCAAGUCCGCCAACCACAACAACUCCAGCCAUACGCCUUUCUCAGCUCCCUCCUAGUGCUGACAGGACUGGGCUCUCCUCCUCCUGCCUAGUCCUUCCUGGUUCUGACCCCGCUUGAACCCACUCAUCCAGUACUGAGAGGAUGCUCAGUAGUUAGACUGAGGGAUGGGAUUGGGGGGCAAGUUCUAUGUGAUGUAAUGCUGCGUUCACAACUCUCUCCCUCCCUGCAUCUCUUUUACACAAUCUACGUUGUCUGUGCACUGUGCAAACCCCCUCCCCCCUCCCCUUCUCCCCUCGUUACCCAGCACCAGCAGGGUAUCAGGCCUCUGUGACCCUUCUUCUAUGACUGACAGCAGAGAUUUGCUUUUACUCCAGUGUGAAACCUAUGUACCCAAGUCUGGCAGCACCGGCCUAGGACCGCUUGUGCACUCAAUGCUACAAAGCAUGAGGCAUCAGCGAUUUAAAACAUGCGUAUGUGAAGUUUUUUGAAAAGCCUAUGCCAAAUUUCUUAUGUAGCAGUGUCUCCGUUUAAAUCGAGCCUUCAAAGCUGUUGCCUUAAAAGGUUGUCUGAGUGAUCUGAAUGCAUUAUGAUCUCAUACUUACUUGUAGUUAAACACAAAGAGAAUUUAUUUCACCAGCUUUGAAGUCAGUGAGACACUUCGCGAUUGCCAUAGUUACCAGUUGCUUUUAAGAGCCAGCCAAAUACAACAACAACAACAACAAAUGUUUCCCUGAGUAGUAUUUCUUCUGUUUUGGAAGGUGCUAAGCUGUAAAAUCACCUGUUGUGUGUUUGGUUGGAGUGACAAACUGCCUGCACAUGGAUCACAUGGAGCCUAUUUGAAAAAAGCACUGCAUUAUGCAAUUUGCAAAAUUAACUGACCAACGCUAAAGGGCUACACUCACGAUACACAAAUGCGUCUGUUCGGUUAUGCAAAAGGAAAGGGAGACAGUGCGCUCCAGUAAAGGCUUCCAUUCAUUCUGAUGCUGGUCUGAUUUGAGGUAACAUACAUUUAUUUGUGUUUAAGAAGUCUCAUACUCAAUUGCGCCAAGAUUAGAGUGAAAGCCUUUUCUGGACCGUGCUGAAUUCCCUUGGCAGUUGUAUGAAAAGAUGGCCACUUGUGCCUUUUAUCUAGUUGUAUUGGCAACUCAUCCAUGAGACGCUUGUCAUGUUGUUCUGUUGCGGUUGAGAGAUUGUUUAAUUUGUCAGUUAAGGGCUGAAAACGGUUGUGUGUAGCUUGUAGUAGAGGCUGAGAAUGUCUCAUUCAUUUAUUAAGAAAUGAGGGAGGUGAGAGGUGAAAACGUAUUUUUCCCGGAGACGGAUGUGCUUUUUAUUGAAAUGAAAAAUUGGAAAGUUAAUGAUGGCGCUUUCUUGACCAGAUUUGUUUUGAUUCAGAAGAGUUAACGUUGCCUUGUGUCUAUCAUUAUAAAGCACUUAAAAGAGAACUGUUAAAGAUACAGUAUAAAAGAAAACAAUUCACAGGGCAACUGAUUCAUAGAAUAAGAAAAGUAUGAUGGACAGAAACUAUUAGCGUUUCUGAAGUUACUGGGACUCGGGAUUGCAUGAUGAUUAAAUGUGGUGUGACCACCUACUGUGAGGUCGAGCCUAUAGUGUAACUAAGGAUGGUGUCUGCUACAGCACUGAUUAGUUUGUGUUUUUGCCUCUGUCCUUUCUAUGCCACUCUUUGGCAGGUAAUCCAUAUUGGAUUUAGUGAUAAUAAGAGAGGUCCUUAUGAGUGGAAUGCAAUCCAACUGAGCUCCUGUAUAUUACAGAUUAUGGACACGUUAAAGCUGCCACUGCCUCUGUUGUCACUUUACAUUGAGAACUCCGUCCGAAAUAGAAAUCAUUCCGAUACUGCUGGGUCAUGAAAAAAGUGCUGCUGCUGCUGCUGGUGUUGGUAACCCUGAAACAGUUUCUAUUUACCUUGCUUUGACACACUCUUCUGCAAGAGAACUCCUGACACCUAUCUCUAAAAGGCAGCGGUGUCAUGGACACUGAAUGCAGUAAACACCUUCCUCCUGUUGUAUACAUUUAUAGAUAUACUAUAUAUAAACAUGAAUCUCACUUGAAAUCAAGCCUUUUUCUUACAGAGGAUCCAUUCCUAAUUUGGAGUGAAGUCAAUAGAGAUUGCUCAUGUCAGGAUUUUCUCUUGGCUAAGAGGACAACGACUGUUCUUCCCAUGUUCCAUAGCUGCAAAGAACAGUGUGGGGAACUUAGCUGCUGUACAACCUGCUGUGAUGUUGAGCAGGGGCAUUGCUGUGUUUUACUCUUGUUUUGUAUUCUCAAUUGGUUUCUUUGUUGAUACAUCCUAUGUUUUUCUUUCUGAUACUUAGUUUUAUAUGCGUAUUCAAUAUAUAAAUAUAAAUAUAUAUAUAUAUUACAUAUUUUUCUAUAUUUAUGUCUUUUACUAUCCUGGGAGUGGGUGUGAUUAUAUAAUCAUCGUUUGAAGUCUAAUUAUGACGAUGCCGACCUUUUUCUGAAAAAGUUGUAUUCACAUUUACAAUGAGAAAACUCUUCUCGUAACUUAAGUCUUUUGUGUAUUGAUACCCCAUAAAUGGCUCUUCUCUGCACAUUUUACUAUGUUGCAUAUAAAUAUGACAGCCAAUGACUUGUCACAUACAGGCUGCAGCUUAUUAUCUGUCACAGUCGAGACACAACUGUUUAGAAAUGGUCAAACUGCUGGUUGAUACUGCUAGUAAAGAUCACAUGUGCAUCAAGCAAAUCAUAUUUACAACAAGUAGGUCAUUAAUAAUAAAGGAGUGUCACAAAAUAAAUCAAAUGUAAGUAAGUAAUGGGUUGAAAAUCAAACUUUGAAUUAAAAAUUCUAGUUUUUCUCAAAUGUUUAAAUAAAUUUUAUAUAGUUCAAAACGAGCAUAUUGGUCUUUUAUGAUUAGAUUUUAAAAUAUAAUGGAGUAUCUGCAGAUUGUUCAGAUCUCAUCAUUAAUAAUCAUUCAUAAAUAAAUGAAAAAAGUUCAUUUUAAAAUGCUCUUAUCUUGGAGUACAAAGGAAUCCAUUUUUCUGAUUUAAUAAAAAAAAACAGAACUGAUCUACCUUUUUUCUUUUUCUUUUUUAAAGAUACUGUUUCAUAUAGGCAACAGUUUCAUUUGAUGACAGUGACACUUUUGUAACCUCUGAGACCUUACCGGAAAAUAAUUCCAAAGCUGCUAAAAAAAAAAACUGUUUAAGGUCUGUUUGAAGCCUGAGUCAUAAGAAAAUAUAGAAACAUAGUUCAUGUUUACAAAAGUCCUUAUGUCACAAGACUACACUGCUUGAAGCAUUUUCUGACAAGCCAAACAGUGACCCCUUGUGGUGAAGUCUCAAAACAAAUUGCUGUAAGAUCAAGCAGUGUUUCAUGUUUAGUUUAGCACGUCUUACUUUAUUUUGAUCACACCUUCAAAAUGACACGUUAAACUAUGUAUUUCUGUGUUGUGCCAUAAAACAGACAACCUGCUCUUCAAGUGAACAAAGUAUUUGUUGUUAAUUUUACAUCAAGUGCGACCAAGCAGAAGUCCCAUCAAGCUCACAUUGCUCAUAGACUAUUACCACAAACGAAUAUUUGCUAGACAAAAUAAAUAUACUUUUUUUUUUUUUUUUUUUCACAAGCCAAUUUCGUUGUAAAGGAAAUACAAAUAAAAUCAUGUUAGGUGGUGUUUUACUGGGGGAAAAUAGACAAGUGAAUGGUUGAAAAGAGGCAUAAACAUACUUGCCAUGGACGUUUAGCCACCUCGUCCUGAGUAUCUUUAUUUCUUUCUGCAGCUGAAGCGACUGAAGCUCGUCAUACUGAGGAGCUGUAACAGAUCUGUUCAAGAUGUCAUUUUUAUAUGAACCAUUACAAUGCUAACGUAUGUUUAGACAUGGGGUUUCCUGAAUAUGUUGACGAGGUUAUUCAUGUAAAUUGUCCUUCUGGACAUGUCUCUGAUAAAAUAAGCUGUCCACAAACAAGCCAGUCCUACAAGCUCACGUAUUUAAUUUACAGUGUAGAACGUCUGUUGUAGUUUUUUUAGACUGGAGAGGUUUUUGACUAAAGAUGCAGAAAAAGCUCUGCCGUAGAAGUGAGCAUGUGUAUGAAGAUUUGGUUGUUGGUGAAAAAUAUUAACGUCCGUUCAAUAGCAGAGAUUUCCAUGUUACAAAUGGAUAUCCUCGUUCUAGUCUCGUGGUAACAUGUUCAAUGAGUAACUGUCAAUAAUGACUUGAAACGAGGACAGUAAUAAGGCAGCAUAAACUGUAUUAAGUACCCUCCACAACUUGUCAUUAGUCUGCUCAUAUAUAUUUGAUAUUUAUUUCUUUGAAUUGUGUAAUUUUAUAAAAAAAACACCUAAAUUAUUUUUUAUUUUACAUUCAUUUAUUUACAUGUUUUCUCAAUGAACUACCCUCAUGUACAAAUAAAAUCUGUAUUUGCUCUA